UUCGUAUUCGAGUCUGAAAUUUCAUGUUUGUAUUAUUUUUGUUCGUGUCUUCAAACAAUGACUACCGCAACUCUGGAGUUAAACUCUACCAAAAAUAUGUGAAAUCUGCGCCUUAAUUUUCUGUCUUUCUUUGCGAAAAAGGUGGUGAUAGAGAAAACCAGAGUGCAUGAUUUUGGUUGUUGAGUUGAGCGAGCCAGCGAGUGACGCUUCUUUUGAAUCAAUCCAACAUCACUCUCUCUGAAGCUCACACCAAAAUGGUGAAUCCUCGAUUUCCACAUUCCGCCAUCUCAACUCUCACUCUCUCCAGUUCUGCUAUCUCCAUCGCCUUCUGCAUUCUCCUCGCUCUAUCUUUUCUCGUCACGCAUUCUCAUUCCUCCCAUCACACGGAUGCUAAUGGUGGUGUUGCACAAGGAUUUGAAUCAAGAAGGAGACCUGUUCUUGCUCUGAAAACAGAUCCCCUCAAGCCUCGUUUGGACCAGAUUCGCAAGCAAGCCGAUGACCAUCGCUCUCUGGCUCUUCUGUAUGCUUCCUAUGCACGUAAGGUCAAGCUUGAGAGCUCAAAGCUUGUUAGGGUUUUCGCAGAGCUAUCUCGCAACUUCAUAGCUCUAAUGAACAAACCCAUAUACAGGCCUCUUUUCGGCAAUGAUUUAUCCCAUGUUGAUGAAUCAGUGCUUCGUCAAUUGGAGAAGGAAGUGAAAGAGCGCAUUAAAACCACACGCCAGGUGAUCGGGGAUGCAAAGGAGUCCUUUGAUAACCAGCUCAAGAUUCAGAAGUUGAAGGAUACAAUUUUUUCUGUGAAUGAGCAGUUAACAAAGGCAAAGAAACAAGGAGCUUUCUCAAGCCUAAUUGCUGCCAAGUCAAUUUCAAAGGGCUUGCAUUGUCUCUCCAUGAGGUUGAUGGAAGAGAGGAUCGCCCAUCCUGAAAAGUAUUCAGAUGAGGGAAAGCCUACUCCUCCAGAAGUUGAAGAUCCUAACUUGUACCACUAUGCCUUAUUCUCAGACAAUGUUCUUGCAGCAUCUGUUGUGGUCAAUUCGGCAAUGAAGAAUGCAAAGGAGCCGCACAAGCAUGUGUUUCAUGUUGUGACUGAUAAGAUGAACCUUGGAGCAAUGCAGGUGAUGUUUAAGCUGAAGGAUUACAGUGGUGCACACAUUGAGGUUAAGGCAGUGGAGGACUACAAGUUCCUGAAUUCUUCUUAUGUGCCAGUCCUUCGACAGUUGGAGUCUGCUAACCUGCAAAGAUUUUACUUUGAGAACAAGCUCGAGAAUGCUACAAAGGACACAACCAAUAUGAAGUUUAGGAAUCCCAAAUAUUUGUCAAUAUUGAACCAUUUAAGGUUCUACUUGCCGGAAAUGUAUCCAAAACUGCAUAAAAUUCUGUUUUUGGAUGAUGACAUUGUGGUUCAGAAGGACCUUACUGGGCUAUGGAAGAUUGAUAUGGAUGGCAAGGUGAAUGGAGCUGUAGAAACAUGUUUCGGGUCAUUCCAUAGAUAUGCACAGUACAUGAAUUUCUCACACCCCUUGAUUCGAGAAAAAUUCAGUCCAAAGGCUUGUGCAUGGGCUUAUGGAAUGAACUUCUUCGAUUUGGAUGCUUGGAGAAGGACAAAAUGCACAGAAGAGUAUCAUUACUGGCAGAAUCUUAACGAGAACAGAACACUAUGGAAAUUAGGGACACUGCCACCUGGUCUAAUCACAUAUUACUCAACAACAAAGCCACUGGAUAAGUCAUGGCAUGUUCUGGGACUUGGCUAUAACCCAAGCAUUGGCAUGGAUGAGAUCAAGAAUGCUGCAGUGGUGCACUUCAAUGGGAACAUGAAACCAUGGCUUGACAUUGCAUUGUCUCAAUUCAAGCCACUUUGGACAAAGUAUGUUGACUAUGAAUUAGAAUUCGUUCGGGCCUGCAAUUUUGAUUUCUAAAGUGUUUGAUUUCCUCUCAGUCUGAUGCUGUGUCAAGUGUCAUCAAGUUUCUUUGCCGUUUAGUUUCUGAUAUAUUAUGCUGAUACGGUUAACAUAAUUCCUAGCUGGUCCAGGAAAAAAAAUCUUGCCUAUUUCUCUAAUUGUAAAAUUCUUUUGUAUAGCAA
This is a messenger RNA of Vigna radiata var. radiata (mung bean), 2077 nucleotides long. RefSeq names its product galacturonosyltransferase 8. The coding region runs from base 255 to 1913 and encodes 552 amino acids. Gene Ontology annotation, molecular function: polygalacturonate 4-alpha-galacturonosyltransferase activity. NCBI's taxonomy places the organism in Eukaryota, Viridiplantae, Streptophyta, Magnoliopsida, Fabales, Fabaceae. The transcript is spliced from 3 exons. The record is from RefSeq and is a predicted model, not a curated record.